CUGGAAAUGGAGCGAGCAUACACCGUGUCGGCACAACGUGAGCUUCAAAUUGUGAGGUAGAGCACCAAGUUUGACGUGUGGGUGCUAGUCGUUGCAGAAGCGCGAGACAGAGACCCAGAGAGAUCGAGGGAAGAGUGCUGUGUUUGAAUGAAUCUAAUCAGAAGAGUUUCCGCAACCCUCCCCCAUCCUAUUGGAUUUGCCUUCAGAUCCUUUAGAUUCCCGGGUGACUCCCUCGUUUCCUCGUCCUCUUCCACUCUCACCCAUGGAGUUCACGUUUUCCAGUGUCCUGAUGCCGUCGGGAUUGUUGCGAAGCUAUCGGAUUGCAUAGCUAGUAGAGGUGGGAAUAUACUGGGCGCGGACGUUUUCGUACCUGAAAACAAGAACGUGUUCUAUUCCAGAAGUGAAUUUAUUUUUGAUCCCGUUAAAUGGCCUCGGGAGCAAAUGGAUGAGGACUUUGUUAGGCUGUCAAAAAUGUUUAAUGCCAUGAGAUCUGUCAUCCGGGUGCCGGAUCGCGACUCUAGAUAUAAUAUUGCUGUCCUUGCUUCAAAGCAGGAUCAUUGCCUGGUUGAUUUGCUACACGGAUGGCAGGAUGGAAGACUUCCUGUUGAUAUAACUUGUGUAAUAAGUAAUCAUGAAAGAGGUGCGAACACCCAUGUGAUUCGUUUUCUCGAAAGGCAUGGCAUUCCUUAUCAUCAUAUACAUACAACGAUGCAGAACAAAAGAGAAGGGGAGAUCUUGGAAUUGGUUCAGAAUACUCAAUUUUUAGUACUUGCUAGGUACAUGCAGAUACUUUCUGGCGAUUUCUUGAAGAGUUACGGAAAGGAUAUAAUAAACAUUCACCAUGGCCUUUUGCCAUCAUUCAAGGGUGGGAACCCAUCUAAACAGGCUUUUGACUCUGGAGUGAAAUUGAUUGGUGCAACAAGUCACUUUGUGACUGAAGAACUCGAUGCAGGGCCUAUUAUUGAACAGAUGGUUGAGAGAGUUUCCCACAGAGAUAACAUGCAGAGUUUUGUGCAGAAAUCAGAGAACCUCGAGAAACAAUGCCUUGCAAAGGCUAUGAAAUCAUAUUGUGAGCUGCGAGUGCUACCUUACGAGCAAAACAGGACUGUCGUGUUUUGAAGGGAAGGAUCUGAAGUGCAAAUUAUAUUUUGUAGAAUAUCUGGAAUCACAUAUCUUGGCCUUUCGUUGGGUGCUCAUUACAAAUCGAUAUCCAUUUGGAAUGAUGUCCUAGAAAAGACGGAGUGGAAACUUGCUAGUUGGAAGCAGAUGUACUUAUCCAAAGGUGGUAGAAUCACACUCAUUAAAAGUACCCUAUCCAACAAACUGACUUAUUUCCUCUCUUUGUUUCCACUUCCAUUAUAGGUAGCUUACGACAUGGAGAAAAUAUAAAGCGGGAUUUCCUAUGGGGAGGCAUGAAUGAUGAGUUCAAAUUUCAUUUGGUAAAUGGGCCACCAUUUGAUCCCCAACUUAUCAAGGAGGCUUGGGUAACCAAAAUUUGCAACUUUUUAAUAAGGCGUUGUUGGUUAAAUGGCUAUAGCGAUAUCCCCUAGAACAUGGAGCUUUGUGGAUAUCAGUUUUAAAUUCAAAGUAUGGUAGAGUAUGGGGAGGUUGGUGCUCGAAUGAGGUAAGUGGAUCCUAUGGAAUGGGGCUCUGGAAGCACAUAAGACUUAGAUGGAAUAUAUUUUCUAGUUUUAUCCAUUUUGAGGUAGUUGACGGGUUUUGUAUCAAAUUCUGACAUGACAUAUGGUGUGGUGAUAGGGCACUUAAGGAAGCCUAUCCAGACUUCUUGGGUAUGAAGCCUCAAUCGCAUACCUCCUUCAUUAUUUUAAUGACACCCCGUAAUAGAAUAUGUCACAUUCUUUAGAGUUGUCCAAGAUUGGGAAGUUGAUGCAAUCUUUGAAUACAAACUUUCUUGGCACCCCUCGGCGAAAGGGAAGUUUACAGUA
Molecule: messenger RNA, 1946 nt
Organism: Carya illinoinensis
Lineage: Eukaryota; Viridiplantae; Streptophyta; Magnoliopsida; Fagales; Juglandaceae
Product: formyltetrahydrofolate deformylase 1, mitochondrial
Exons: 9
Coding region: 148-1119 (323 amino acids)
Biological process (GO): 'de novo' IMP biosynthetic process
Molecular function (GO): formyltetrahydrofolate deformylase activity
Source: RefSeq, a predicted model, not a curated record